AUGACGAUGCUUCUAAGAAAAAUGUGGAAGACCCAUUCCAAGCAUAAAAAGUUGUGUGAGGAAUGGGCUUUAGCUGAGUGUGAGGGGGAGGGUUGGUGGCGAGAGGCUCGGGACUCAGGACCUGGUGACAUGGACGUCAGGUAUGCAGGAGCAGCGCCCGUCGAACGAGCUGCAUCAGCGCCUGCAACUGCACUCGCCGUCAAAUCAGCUUUAUUUUCAGCUAAAUUGUUAAACAAAAAGCUGCAGCGAGUGAACUUGGACAUCAGUGCUAAGGGCAUCGUCGUGAGUGAUGCUGAGUCACAGGAAAACGUACUAAGCGUCUCCAUUUACAGAAUCUCCUACUGUUCAGCUGAUGCUGCCAAUGCUCGUGUCUUCGCGGUGGUAGAAGGAAAGCCUAUAGGAGGGUCAGCGGAGAACCACGUGGUGCAUGUGUUUGUGUGCACUAGGAGACGACAUGCGAGGGCCCUUGCACUGUCUCUCGCACACGCCUUCAAUGAUGCUUACCAGGCAUGGCAAGCGAACCUAAAUCAAGGCAGUUCCCUCGGAUCAGAUGGGAAACGGCUAGCUCCUUGGGUCCGUUUUCAAGAAGAAUCUGAUGAGGAGAUCGAAAGUGAAGAUUGGGAGUCACCAGCUCCACUCGUAUCCUUCGCAUAG
Messenger RNA from Spodoptera littoralis (African cotton leafworm), 654 nucleotides. The record is from the annotation of a GenBank genome assembly. Lineage: Eukaryota; Metazoa; Arthropoda; Insecta; Lepidoptera; Noctuidae.